AUGGUGGGAGGAAAUAACCAGGUUUCUGUGAAGCAGAGUAACAGAGGAAACCUACUGAGAGUCAGGGAAGGCAUCUUCAAGCAGGUGAUGUUUAUGUACAUGGGCUGCAUUGAAGUCCUCCGUUCCAUGCGCUCCCUGGAUUUUAACACUCGCACCCAGGUUACCAGGGAAGCCAUCAAUCGCCUGCAUGAGGCUGUGCCCGGUGUCCGGGGCUCCUGGAAGAAGAAGGCCCCCAACAAGGCUCUGGCCUCCAUCCUGGGCAAGAGCAACUUGCGCUUUGCCGGCAUGAGCAUCGCAGUCAACAUCUCCAUUGAUGGGCUCAACCUCUCGGUGCCCGCCACACGCCAGACCAUCGCUAGCCACCACAUGCAGUCCAUCUCCUUUGCAUCCGGUGGUGACACGGACAUGACGGAUUACGUGGCCUACGUUGCUAAGGACCCCAUCAACCAGAGAGCUUGUCACAUCCUGGAGUGUUGCGGCGGCCUCGCUCAGAGCGUCAUCAGCACUGUGGGCCAGGCUUUUGAGCUGCGUUUCAAGCAGUACCUGCACAGCCCCCCCAAGGUGGUCGUGCCCCCGGAGAGGCUGACCGGGCUAGAGGACUCGGCCUGGGGGGAUGAGGAGGCCCUGGAGCACAAUUACUACAACAGCGUCCCCGGGAAGGAGCCGCCCCUGGGAGGGCUGGUGGACUCGAGGCUGGCUCUGCCGCAGCCCUGCGCUCGGAACACCCUGGGCCAGGGCACAUCUCCUCCUCGAAGAGACGCCCGCGGCCUGCUGUGGGACCUGGGACCCUCAGGUUCAGCCCAGCCAGGGGACGGCUACGUGCAAGCAGACAGCCGGGGCCCCCGAGACUACGAGGACCACCUGUACGUCAACACGCAGGGUCUGGACGCCCCGGAGCAGGAGGAGACAGUGCCCCCGCAGCCUGAGGACAGCCCCCAGAAGGACCUGUUUGACAUGCGCCCCUUCGAGGACGCCCUGAAGCUCCACGAGUGCUCGGUGGGGGCGGCGCCCCCUGCCUUGGAGGACCAGUGGCCCAGCCCCCCCACCCGCCGCGCUCCCAUCGCCCCCACAGAGGAACAGCUGCGGCAGGAGCCCUGGUACCACGGCCGGAUGAGCCGUCGGGCGGCAGAGAAACUGCUUCGAGCCGAUGGAGACUUCCUCGUUCGCGAUAGCGUCACCAACCCCGGGCAGUACGUGCUGACCGGCAUGCACCUGGGACAGCCCAAGCACCUGCUGCUAGUUGACAAAUAAAAAGGCACAGUGCGGACGAAGGACGUGCUGUUCGAGAGCAUCAGCCAUCUGAUCGACUACCACCUGCAGAACGGGCAGCCCAUCGUGGCCGCCGAGAGCGAGCUGCACCUGCGCGGCGUGGUCAAGCGCGAACCCUGA
This is a messenger RNA of Orycteropus afer afer, 1389 nucleotides long. It is a transcript of the gene SHC2, whose product is annotated as SHC adaptor protein 2. Gene Ontology annotation, biological process: cell surface receptor protein tyrosine kinase signaling pathway; intracellular signal transduction. NCBI's taxonomy places the organism in Eukaryota, Metazoa, Chordata, Mammalia, Tubulidentata, Orycteropodidae. The record is from RefSeq and is a predicted model, not a curated record. Gene Ontology annotation, molecular function: receptor tyrosine kinase binding. The transcript has 13 exons. Gene Ontology annotation, cellular component: plasma membrane.